Penicillium mononematosum is the source of this 1830-nucleotide messenger RNA. Its product is annotated as multicopper oxidase. Bases 1 to 1830 code for a protein of 609 amino acids. Gene Ontology annotation, molecular function: copper ion binding; oxidoreductase activity. The record is from RefSeq and is a predicted model, not a curated record. Lineage: Eukaryota; Fungi; Ascomycota; Eurotiomycetes; Eurotiales; Aspergillaceae. The transcript has 3 exons.
AUGACAACCUCAAUUGCGUUACUGAGGUGCUUUCUCAUCCUGACCUGUCUGCAAUUGGUCAAGGCUGUUGCGGAUUGUUCCCAUGUUGCUUUGUUCCCGCAACGGCCCUCUGUCAAAUUCGACAUAGUCUUGACAGAAGGGGAUAUAUCUCCAGACGGAUAUUCGAGGAAGGGAAUUUUGACAAAUGGCCAAUUCCCUGGACCAUUGCUCGAAUUGUGCCAAGGAGACGAUGUGGAGGUUUCUGUAUUGAACUUGCUACCGUACUCCAUCACUGUUCACUUCCAUGGGAUUGAACAGAGACUCACCCCAUGGUCAGAUGGUGUUCCAGGCCUUUCACAAAGAGGGAUCAAGCCGCAGGCGUCUUUCACCUACAAAUGGAAAGCAACCGAAUAUGGAAGCUACUUCUAUCAUGCGCAUCAACGAGGUCAUAUUGAGGAUGGCUUGUAUGGGCCGAUUAAUAUACAUCCUGAUAAUUCCGUUGAGCGGCCUUUCGCAUCGAUUACCAGUGACGGUGAUCAGCAAAAGGCAAUGCGGAAUGCGGAGGACAAUACUCAGUCUAUCAUACUUUCAGAUUGGCGACAUAUGACAUCAGAACAAUUGUGGGAGGCGGCAAAGGCCACAGGACUUGAUGCAUACUGCGCCAACUCGUUGCUGAUCAAUGGCAAGGGCUCAGUUUCCUGUCUAUCACCAGAUACGAUCAAUGCAUUCACAAGCGAUGUGCAAAGACAAGUGCUUAACGGGUCUCACCUAACUGAUAUGGGCUGCAUACCUCCAACCAAUAUGGCUGCCCAAGGUCCGUAUCCCCACAACUUCACCAAUAUCCCAGACGGCCUAUUCUCAGGAUGUACACCUACAGCCGGACAUGAAGGGAAAGAAAACAUACUCGUGUACCCAAGCGCUGAUUACGUGAGUUGGAACAUUAUAUCUGCUGCUGGUGUCGCCGCAUUAUUGUUUUCAGUGGACGAGCACCCGAUGUACGUGUAUGCUGUUGACGGCCGAUACAUCGAACCAGUGCUGGCUCACGCGGUCAACUUGGUGCCUGGGCGACGACUGUCCGUGCUUGUAAAGCUUGACAAGCCACCGGGCCACUACACCAUUCGAACAGUUGUUAGCGGUAUUAACCAGAUCUUGAACACUACUGCUGUUAUGUCUUACGUGAAUGCUGCGGGCGGCAUUGGCGAGCGAACGUCUACUGGGUACAUCGACGUCGCAGGGCAGAAUACCACCGCAGAUGUGAGCUUCUUCGACGAAAAACUGACAGUUCCAUUUCCGGUAGAACUGCCAGCUCAGACGGCGGACCAAACAUUUGUUCUCAAGAUCGAGCGUUUCGGAAACACCUCAUACACGUGGACUCUCGGUAACACCAGUUUUCCACUUGCCCUCGAAGAAGCCGCGCCGCUUCUCUUUUACCCAGACUCGGAUGUUGCAAACAGCGGCCGCGCCAUCCAAACCAAGAAUGGCAGCUGGGUUGAUCUCAUUUUCCACGUCACUUCACCGAUUCAGCCUGAUCAUCCGAUCCACAAGCAUUCAAACAAAUUCUUUCUCAUUGGAUACGGGCAAGGGUUAUGGAACUAUUCUUCUGUUUCUGAAGCGGUCAGAUACAUCCCCCAGAGCUUCAACUUCAACACCCCACCGAUAUUAGACACAAUCGCGACUCUUCCUGCUAGCACGGGCCCGACUUGGAUGGCUAUUCGGUAUCAAGUGAAUAACCCAGGGGCAUUUCUCAUCCACUGUCAUAUCCAGGUCCACACCAGCGGUGGUAUGGCCCUUGCGAUACUAGACGGGAUUGACGCAUGGCCAGAGGUACCUGCAGAGUAUCGAUUGUCCUGA